CACCCUGUCAUGACGAUCAGAGAAGACCUGAGUGGAAUUUGGAGUCCAAAGCGGCAUGUUGAAAUAUCAGCAGCUGGGUUCAAACUGAGACGGGACUGAGAACGGCCAACGGCCAACAGAGAUGUGGAUCUGAGAGCACUCCAUUCACUUGAAGAGCAGAAGACACACUGUUGUUGCACAGACCACAAGUCUAAAAGGUUUUCUGAUUAGAAUGAACUAGUACCUAUUUGGAGGCCAGGUCCAGGUAUCACCUGAUUUUAAAUUCAUUACUUCAAAAACAAAAUAAUGUCUGGAUUGUUGUCCAAACAGCUUGCUCUUCUUUCAAUACAAAGCAAAUUGAUAAAAUCAGAGACAGGGCCUUCUGUUUACAUAAUUCCACAGCAAGAACAACAAAUCGAUGAAAAAGGGUGCAAGAAAUUCAGUUUUGGGAAAGAGUCCAAAACUGUUAAAACUAAUCGCACCGUAAUGGUUCUCGGAGCAACUGGGGCUGGGAAGUCAACUCUCAUCAAUGGGAUGGUCAACUACAUUCUAGGUAUUGAAUGGGAGGAUCCAUAUCGCUUUAAGUUAGUUGAUGAGGAUCAGUCGAGAUCUCAAGCUGAGAGCCAGACCUCUGAAGUCACUGUGUACAAAAUCAACCACCAAGAUAGCUUUAAAAUCCCCAGCUCUCUGACCAUUGUUGAUACUCCAGGCUUUGGAGACACAAGAGGAAUACAAAGAGACAAGGAGAUCACAGAACAGAUACGUAGUCUCUUCUCUGCCAAGCAUGGCGUAACUGAAAUUGACGCUGUGUGUUUUGUAGUUCAGGCUUCUUUAGCUCGUCUCACAGCAACACAGCAGUAUGUGUUUGAUUCUGUGCUCUCAAUCUUUGGCAAAGAUGUGGCAGAAAACAUCCAGGUUCUGGUGACAUUCGCAGACGGCCAACGCCCACCAGUUCUAGGGGCGAUCAAUGCUUCUGGCGCCCCAUGUCCUAAAACAAAAGACGGGCUGCCAGUUCACUUCAAAUUCAAUAAUUCUGCCUUGUUUGCACAGAACCAAUCAUCUGCUGAGGAAGAUGGAGGCUUUAGCAAGAUGUUCUGGGACAUGGGGAAAAGAAGCAUGAAGAAGUUCUUUGUUGGUUUGGAUAAGCUAACACCCAUAAGCUUGACAAUGACAAAGGAAGUCCUCAGAGAAAGAAAGCAGCUCCAGAUCUCAAUUGAAAGUGUGCAGAAGCAGGUUAAAGUAGGGUUAGCCAAGAUUGAGGAGAUAAAAGAGACAACUGAACAACUUAAAUUGCAUGAAGCAGACAUCAACAGAAAUGAGAAAUUUGAGUUUGAAGUAGUCUUCAUGAAGCCUUUUCAAGAAGAUAUAUCUGGCACUGGAGGCUUCCUCACCAACUGUCAGGUGUGUCAUUUCACCUGUCACGAGGCAUGUGCCUAUGCCAAUGAUGCAGAUAAAAUAAAGUGUUCUGCAAUGGGACCAGAUGGAAACUGUACUCAGUGUCCAGGCAGAUGUCAUUGGAGUCAACAUUUUAACCAGAAGUACAGAUGGGAGUAUAGGGAGGUUACAGUAAAGCAAACAGUGCAGGAGCAGAAAGCAAAGUACAUGAAGGCCUCAAAGGCUAAGGGAACUGUUCAGGAAGUGAUCGCCCAUAUGAAGGCUGAAAAUCAGCGUCUUCAGGCUGAAGUGAGGAAGAUGAUGAAGAGGGCUGUCGAGUCUCUAAACAGACUAGGAGAGAUCGCACUGAAGCCAAAUCCUCUCUCCACUCCAGAGUACAUUGACCUGCUGAUUGAGGGAGAGAAAGCUGAGGCCAAGUCAGGCUGGAGUAAACGAGUCGAGCACCUGCUGGAGGUGAGAGGACAAGCAGAGCUCAUGGCUAAAGUAGGCAGAGGAGGAAACUUUCUUUAAAGCCAGGAACCUCUAACCCAGGGAGAAUUAAGACCAGUGCCAACUUAGACCAAGACAAGAGUUGAAAAUAAUAUCAAGUUUAAGAAGAUAUUUAACCCGAUGAUACUGAUCCUUACUUUUUAGUGACUUAAUAACCAAGGGAUGAUACCAAUCAUGGUCCUUGUCAAUUUUUCUUUGCUUACAAGUUGUUUUUUAACUUUUUUUUUCAAAGUAAUGUUGUUCAAGCCAUGUCAAUAAAAUGGAAAGAGUUUGAAGCCAAAUCUUUCCUCCAAUCAGAGUCCAUUGCUUGCUGAAUGAGAGAAGCCUGAGGCUAAGCAAGGUUGGGCUCAAAGAGUUCAGUACCUGCUAAUCAUGAGAGAAAAACUAUGAGUCUCGACACUUGAAAAUUAAAAUUCAAUAACUUUGCCAAUGUUUUUUCUAUGUUUAAACAAUUGUAUUUUCAGGUUCACCAAACAGGAGAUAACAGAUUAACCCUCUUUGUGGGAACACAUUUUAUGCAUGUACUGUUUGGUUUGCACUUUUGUUUCCUGUUAUGAUCAUUUACAUAUUUCAUGUAUGCAGUUUACAUUGCUCAAUAAAUUACAUUUAGCUGACGAUUUUAUCCAAAGCGACUUAUCAUGCAAUGUUUUAAAAAAAGAUUUGUAGCUUAUUGUUUUGUAUCUUCUCUUCAGGUGUAUAUAUAUGUUAAAUAUACUUAAUGUGAACACUUUUAAACAAUUAUACUGAUGUUUACUGAAUUGCAUGUUAUUGUCCUGUAGUAAUUAGGUGAGACAUGAAGAAAUUAUGAAGUGAUUAAAAAAUAUAUUGUAUCGUC
This is a messenger RNA of Gymnodraco acuticeps, 2698 nucleotides long. RefSeq lists its product as uncharacterized. The record is from RefSeq and is a predicted model, not a curated record. Gene Ontology annotation, molecular function: GTP binding. The transcript is spliced from 3 exons. Bases 286 to 1884 code for a protein of 532 amino acids. Lineage: Eukaryota; Metazoa; Chordata; Actinopteri; Perciformes; Bathydraconidae.